Molecule: messenger RNA, 570 nt
Organism: Galeopterus variegatus (Sunda flying lemur)
Lineage: Eukaryota; Metazoa; Chordata; Mammalia; Dermoptera; Cynocephalidae
Gene: CACNG1
Product: calcium channel, voltage-dependent, gamma subunit 1
Exons: 4
Coding region: 1-570 (189 amino acids)
Biological process (GO): regulation of calcium ion transmembrane transport via high voltage-gated calcium channel; calcium ion transmembrane transport
Cellular component (GO): L-type voltage-gated calcium channel complex; membrane
Molecular function (GO): voltage-gated calcium channel activity; calcium channel regulator activity
Source: RefSeq, a predicted model, not a curated record
AUGUACCCUGCACCCCUGACACAUGACCUGAGCCUGGGCCUCAGUUGCCCCAUCUACCUAAUGGAGCUCAUCCAGCCUGGUAGCUCCCUGAAGACCUCCCAGCCUCUUAGGCUGUCUCCCUCCUUUGCAGAGAAGAACUGCUCCUACUUCAGGCAUUUUAACCCAGGCGAGAGUUCGGAGAUCUUCGAAUUCACCACGCAGAAGGAGUUCAGCAUCUCAGCAGCUGCCAUUGCCAUCUUCAGCCUCGGCUUCGUCAUCUUGGGCACUGUCUGUGUCCUCCUGUCCUUCAGGAAGAAGAGGGAUUACCUGCUGAGGCCCGCCUCCAUGUUCUACGCCUUUGCAGGUCUCUGCAUCUUCGUCUCGGUGGAGGUCAUGCGGCAGUCGGUGAAGCGCAUGAUUGACAGCGAGGACACCGUCUGGAUCCACUACUAUUACUCCUGGUCCUUCGCCUGCGCCUGCGCCGCCUUCAUCCUCCUCUUCCUCGGCGGCCUGGCCCUCCUGCUCUUCUCCCUGCCUCGAAUGCCCCAGAACCCCUGGGAGUCCUGCAUGGACGCCGAGCCCGAGCACUAG